This is a messenger RNA of Siniperca chuatsi (mandarin fish), 4707 nucleotides long. RefSeq names its product caveolae-associated protein 1-like. Bases 354 to 1763 code for a protein of 469 amino acids. The record is from RefSeq and is a predicted model, not a curated record. Gene Ontology annotation, biological process: transcription initiation at RNA polymerase I promoter; termination of RNA polymerase I transcription. Lineage: Eukaryota; Metazoa; Chordata; Actinopteri; Centrarchiformes; Sinipercidae. Gene Ontology annotation, molecular function: rRNA primary transcript binding. The transcript has 2 exons. Gene Ontology annotation, cellular component: caveola; cytoplasm.
AGGGGGAGAGUCUAUUGGCUGUAACUUGACUGGAGGGUUUCUCUGCCUGGUGUGGCAUUCACAUCAAAUACGCUCAUGUGGUAACAUCCAGCAUCGCUUCGCUUCCACUGCACACUGGCCUGAUUCCAGGGAUUUGAAAUAGACAGGACAGACAGACAGUGAGAAAGAGAGACAGAGUGCAUGUAUGCUGGAGAGAUAAGUGAGUUUAGAAGUAGGAGGGAAAAAGAACAGAGGUCCGGAGAAGACAAGAAAGGGAGAAGCAGGUGAGAAAGCAAACAGUCAAAAAAGGAAUCUAGAAGAACCUGUGGUGAAUAAAGGCUGAUUAGCUGACUGCACACUACAAAUCCACUGACAUGGCAGCCAUGGAAGCACUGGAAUCCUUAAGUGCCCAGCUAGAGCCUCAAACCCUCACUGAGAUCUCAGACGAUGAGGUAAACCUUCCACCCUCAGAUGACGAAGACGAUGCCCUUGUCCCAGCCAAGAAAGAGCUGUCCAUCAUGAGCACAGAGGGGGACGCUGCCGAAGACAAGGAUGAGGUGAUGAAGCUAGACCCGCAGGUGAACGGGGUCAUGGUGCUGUCUUUGCUUGACAAGAUCAUCGGGGCAGUGGACCAGAUCCAGCAGACCCAAAGCGGGCUGGAGGCCAGGCAGCAGGAGAUGGAGCGUUCGGUGACCAGCAUCCAGGGUGAGCUGACCAAACUGGCCAAAAGCCACAGCACCACGUCCAACAGUGUCAAUAAGAUGAUGGAGAAGGUGCGCAAGGUGAGCGUCAAUGUCAAGACAGUGCGGGCCACCCUGGAGAAGCAAGGAGGCCAGAUCAAGAAGCUGGAGAGCAAUGAGGCUGAGCUGCUCAAGAGACGCAACUUUAAAGUCAUGAUCUACCAGGAUGAAGUGAAGGUUCCCUCAAAACUCAGCAUCUCUAAAUCAAUGAAGGUUUCUGAGUCUGUGUCAGGAAGCAGAGGAGGCAGCCUGUUAGAGCUUAAGGAAGCUGUGGAAGAGCCUGGAGAGGACGGAGGAGAAGGAGAGAAGGCAGACAAACCCCAUGUAGACCUCUCAUCAGAUGAGGAGGGGGUGGAGAUUGAGGAGACCAUUGAGGAGUCUCGUGCCGAGCGCAUCAAGCGUAGCAGCCUGCAGCGUGUACAAACCCUGAAGACGGUCUUCUCAAAGGAGAAGAUGGAUAAGACCAGAGCGAAGACCAAAGAGAACCUAGAGAAGACCAGGCAAAAAACCAAGGACAACCUGGAGAAGACAAAGCAGAAGACAAAAGAGAACCUGGAAAAGACCAGGCAGAAAACCAAGGAGAAUUUAGAGAAGACCAAGCAGAAGACCAAGGAGAACUUAGAGAAGACACGUCACAACAUUGAGAAGAAGAUGGGAAAGCUUGGAACACGCAUGAGUGUCAACCCUGAGCGCAAGCAGAAGAUCCAGACAUCCCGUGACAAGAUGAAGAAGGCCUUCACACCAGACCAUGUUGUUUAUGCCCGGUCCAAGACUGCUGUGUACAAGGUGCCCCCCUUCACCUUCCAUGUCAAGAAAAUCCGCGAGGGCGCAGUUGAGGUGGUCCAAGGCACUGAGAUGGUGGAGGUGUCCCAGGAUGCUGAGCACUUCAGUGGGGUAGAUGAGGGGGUUGAGGAGGGCCCAGUGGAGGUUGAGAUGGAGAUGAUGAAUGGAGGAGGGGAUGAAGAAGAGGCUGAGGAAGAUGAAGAGGAGGACAGCCAAGAUGCCUUGCAGGAGAAUGAAGACAGAGAUAGAGACAGCGACUAGAUAAAGAAUAAGGAAUUUGCCAAGAUCCCAAGAAAAUCCUUUGCACCAACCCUGAGGUUCUUUUGUAAAAAAUUGAUAAAUUGUGGGCAUUGAGAAAAUUAUUUUUAUAAUUUUGGCCAUUAUUUCUACCAGUUAUGAUAACUUUGCACUCACCAAAGUAAUUACUGAGAUCUAGAAACAAGGUGUCAUUGCAAGUUCGAUGGGUCAGUGAGACGAUCAGACAGGUGGCUAACAAGCCAACAGUCUAUCCAGAUAAUCUAAACCACUUCAUUUGGAGGUAAAAUUGAAAAGGCACCCCCAAAAUAUCAGUAACAUUCCUUCAUUACACACUAUGGUAAGUACUGUAGGUAAGCCAGGAGGCAAUAUUUGUCUUUGUUUUCUCUUUCAAAUGAAUUUGGCUAACCUGUGGGUUUGUUUCCAUCCUGUCUGAUUGUCUAACUGCUCGUGUCUCUUGACUCACCAGACUAUUUUUCAGCAAUGGCUGGAUUACCAACUGGGCAGAGGAGGCAACUGCCCCAAAACUCCACUGGCCCUGAAAGCUCCAGUAUUAAUGUUGUGUUUACAGCUUGUUGUGCUGCCCUUAAGUGGCCAAAAAUUACCAAAGAGCAAAGCCAGGUAGUAUUCUAUUUUAGAAAACCUGUACACAUUGCACAGAGAGUGGGAAGAACUGGUCAGUAGGUGACUCAGCACUUGACUUGGUCAAGACAAUGUUGUUAUUAUUACCAAUAGGAAUUAUGGCCAAAACUACAAAAAUAAGGCCCACAUUGGAAAAAAACCCCACAAUGAUCAUUUAACAACUGAAGUUUUACUUUAUUUGACUAUAGGUUGUGUAGUCAAAAAUCAUAAUUUAAAGGGCUUACUGAAAAUUUUCCCAUUUUUGCAAAAGUACUUCAAGGGUUGUUUAGAGUCCAUUUGUGUUUGGGUGAUGUUGAUGAUCAUGAAAAUUGGAAGAAGAAGAAGAAAAUAGGAAGAGGAAACAGAAAAUAACUUUGUUGUGGGCGGUGCUGAUCAUGGCCCUGGGCUUGAUUGUGGCUUGAUCAUUGGGAAGGGAUACCAUCAUUCCCAUAGUGAGGAAGUGUCAUUUUUCAGCAUUUCUUUUCUUACUUCAUUUUUUAAAUCAAAACACUAACCACUCACAACUAGUGGGAUGAGAAUAUGGAAAUAACUCAUCUCCUGUCCACUGAAUUUCAGUAGUAUUUGUUGAACAUAAAGAAAAUGAUCUCAUGGUUUGUUGGGUAGCAGAUUCCCAAUGGCCAACACACUGAGUACAUGUUUGUGCUUAUCCAGAAAAUCCUUGUGUUUUAGAAAUUUUACAUAUUGCAGAUGCAAAACUAUUCUUUCCAACCCCUUUGUUGUUUAAAUACUGAAGUGUUAUCUUGCUCAGCUUAAUUUACUCAUUAUUUAGAGGCAUAGUGAUUCUGAUGUAAUUUCUAGGUUUUGAUGAGCUCACAGUUAAGUAUUUGUGUGUGAUUUUGUAUGUGAUGACAAUUUACACUAGGUUGAUGUCAUCUCCUUUUCAUUACUGACAGAACGAAGCCUAAUAGCUGUCUUUUCAGCACACCUUGUUUCAUUCAAUACCCCUAUGUAACAUUUUACUGCCAGUGUUCCCAAAGAAUAACUGAUACCCAUGAAAAUUAAGGUCUGCAAAACAUAAGGCAGAGAUAGCUCAUCCUUUCAGCUCAGUCUAUUACAUUUCACUCACCAAUGGUAUUCAAUUUGAUUAUUUUCUCAUGAGAAUGUUCUUCUUAAAACAUGUUAUGUGCUAUUUAUAGUAUGUAUUCCAUUAAAAAAAAAAAAAACUUGGAUUAGGACCAAUACUUCAGCAAGUCUCACAAACCUUAUCAACUGUGUACUCUCAGGACCUGUCUAAUUACAGGGCGAAGUUUCAAAACAAGGGUGUGUGUUAUUGCUGCAGUCUGACACUGACCCCUAGUGUUCAGUCAUCUCACUAUAAUGUUCUCUGCUCCAGAUUAAAGGUGCAUUUCACCAGAUCUCCAACUGCUCUCUUUCAAAUGACCAUUUCACUCAAAUAUCUCCACAUAGGUUUCCUCUAUUGUCCUCAUUAAUUGUUUGUAACAAGAGGUAUAAAUGUGUUUUAUAUAUUCACCACUAUUGGUGGUAUUUCAUGAGUGCCCUGAAAGAGUGAAUAUUUUUCAUUCUUGAAUGUUCUGCUCUGACUGUAUUUUUCUAGCAUAUUCAAGAUAAAUUUCCAUCCACCUAAGCAUUUACAAAACUAUUCUGGUCAAGGUAGCGGCGGUUGGAACCUAUCCCAGCAUACUUUGGGCUGAAGGGGCCUACCUCCUGGACAGUUCAGCAGUCUAUCAAAGGGCUAACGAAGAGACAGACACAAGAUACAUUUGUGAAUCCAAAGUAAGAGAAAAUAGAGUUUUAUAUAACUAUUGCCAAAGUUUACCACAUUGCCAUAGUAUUUGUACUGUCAAAGUUUAGUUUCUAGCUCAGACACAUCACAGUUUUAUUUGUGUUAAUUUUUUUGUAUAUAAUGUGAAUUACUGCCAAUGCAGAUCAUAAUGCCUUUUGAUUUUAUUUACCAGAGAGCCUCCUGCCUCCUGCUGCUUGCACUUCUUCUGCAUUUAGCUUCUUGGGCCAAAUAAUUUUGAUAUUAGCACAGAUUUUACAAUGCAACACAUGACAUUGGCACUCUUACAUGUACGCAAAGAUAACAUAUUCUAGCUUUUUGAUACACAAUUGUGAAAGAGAAUUCUUUCAGUGGUUUAAUGCUCAGCCAUUCAAAGUGCAAUAACGAUGCCAUGUCUGUCAGAGCAGUAACAACAUGCAGCUGUGCUGAGGCCUAUGGCAAUGGAACAUAAAAUGUAGUUCACACUUAACUGUUUCCUUGCUUUUGUUUUGUUGGUAACUGAUUCCUGUAUAAUGUUUCAUCGUUAAACCACUAAUGAUUUAAUUAAUAAAAGCUAUUUGGUUCACA